Messenger RNA from Lathyrus sativus (Indian pea), 873 nucleotides. The record is from the annotation of a GenBank genome assembly. Lineage: Eukaryota; Viridiplantae; Streptophyta; Magnoliopsida; Fabales; Fabaceae.
AUGACUCAAAACCCCACCACCCUCUUCCUCCUCCUCACCCUCACACUCACCCUCCUCCAUUUCCCCACCACCACCUCCUCCACCGAACUCCUCUACUCCACCGCCACCCAAACCCUCACCAACUCCAACUUCCUUUCCAUGGCCCUCACACUUCGCCUAGCUUCCCCUUCCCUCCCUCCCACAACCUCCGCCACAAUAUUCGUCCCCUCCGACAACACCUUCCGCCGCCGUGGCCCCCUCCCUCUCUCCCUCCUCCAAUACCACAUCAUCCCGUCAAAAAUCCCUCUCCAUUACCUCACAUAUCUCCCAAUCUCCACUCAAUUACCCACUCUCCUCCCAAAUUCACCUCUCACCAUCACUUCCUCUUACCCUCACCUCUCCAUCAACAACGUAACCGUCUUAACAACAACACCUCUCUUCAAAAAACCCUCCCUACUCAUUCUCCCCAUCCACGAUUUCUUCAAUUCUUCCUCCCUUUUUCUCCCCAAACCUAUCCCCGAACCUCUCCUUCGUAUCCUCCGAUCCAACAACUGCUCCAUCACCGCUGCGUUUUUCGAAUCUCUAUCCUCAGAACCAUCCGGCAGCGCUAAGAAAAAACUAACUAUCUUCGCGCCAUCUGAUGAAUCCCUCGGGAAUGUAACUGAUUAUGACUUAACUGUUUUCAGGAAGCACACCGUUAUCGGAUUGGUUACGUGGCGUGACUUGAUUCGUCUUCCCAAUGAUACUCUGUUACCGACUCUUUUUGAGGGAUUUGAUAUCAGAGUAAGUGUUUUUCCUCGUCUUCGAUUGGUUAACGGUGUAAAGGUUGUUGUUCCGAAUAUGUAUCGUAGUGAUUUCGUUGUUGUUCAUCGUGUUGAUGGAUUGUUUGAUUAA